AUGGAAGCUGUUAAGAGACAGGAAGCUGAAUCCAAGAAGUCCUUUUGCAACUCAGCCGCCAUAGAAGAAAGAUUUGAAGACCAAGUUCCAGAAUGGAUGCUUUCAAAACCUACUGUUGAUUGCAUGAUUUGGCCUGAAGAGAAUUACCCAGAGAGAGAGUCCAAUCGAGCUAGAAAGAGAAGACUCUUCCCAAAGAUUAUCCCCAAGACAGAUAACUCAGGAAAGUUUGUUGUGCCUUGUAUCAUCAAAGGUAACAUUCUUGAGCAAUCUUUGUGUGACACAGGAGCCAAUGUGAACAUCAUGUCUAAGAGGAUAGCUGACAAGAUAGGCCUCACCAAGAUAGAGCCAUCAUCCAUCUCCAUCAACUAUGCUGAUUCAUUCUCACAAACCCCUAUGGCUUUGUGCCUAAUGUGA
Molecule: messenger RNA, 414 nt
Organism: Microthlaspi erraticum
Lineage: Eukaryota; Viridiplantae; Streptophyta; Magnoliopsida; Brassicales; Brassicaceae
Source: the annotation of a GenBank genome assembly